GAGAGAGGUCAUAGGUGCACGGUUUGGCUAAAAUGUUCAAUUGUACGAUCCAGUUGACAUCCCACCAAUAAGUAACUUGUGUUCCGCGAGCUGCAUCUGCGAAAAUUCCAAUUACAAAGAAAGAAAGAGGAGAAGGGAAAAGAUCUGGCCACUCAACUCCAUUUGCGCCCUUGUUUGUGUUGAUAAUUCGUAGAAAAUACUCUGAGAUCUGUAAAGCCAUCCUCUUGUCUGCAAUAAUUCAUUUCUCUUUUUCAGUAGAAAAAAGACAGAUCUCCGCACGAUGGCGCAGCCGCUUGUGAAGAAAGACGAUGAUCGCGAUGAGGAAGCUGAGUUCUCCCCAUUUUUGGGGAUUGAGAAGGGUGCUGUGUUACAGGAAGCUAGGGUUUUCAAUGACCCUCAGUUGGAUGCAAGAAGAUGUUCACAAGUCAUCACGAAGCUUCUGUAUCUUCUGAAUCAGGGUGAAACUUUCACAAAGGUCGAAGCUACAGAAGUAUUUUUUGCUGUUACCAAGCUGUUUCAGUCCAAAGACACUGGUUUGAGAAGAAUGGUGUAUCUGAUGAUUAAAGAACUUUCGCCCUCUGCAGAUGAGGUUAUUAUUGUCACUAGCUCCCUGAUGAAGGACAUGAAUAGCCGUACUGAUAUGUAUCGAGCAAAUGCUAUCCGUGUCCUUUGUCGGAUUACUGACGGGACACUUUUGACACAAAUUGAGAGAUACCUAAAGCAGGCUAUAGUGGACAAAAACCCAGUAGUUGCAAGUGCAGCCCUCGUGAGUGGUUUUCAUCUACUGCAGACCAAUCCGGAGAUAGUCAAGAGAUGGAGUAAUGAAGUGCAAGAAGCAGUGCAAUCACGGGCUGCACUUGUCCAAUUUCAUGCGCUUGCUCUGCUCCACCAGAUAAGACAAAAUGAUCGGUUGGCUGUGAGCAAGUUGGUUACCAGCUUGACGAAGGGGACUGUUCGUUCUCCUUUAGCUCAAUGCCUUUUGAUCCGCUACACAAGCCAGGUUAUCAGAGAGUCAAGUGUUAAUUCACAAACAGGAGACCGGCCAUUCUAUGACUAUCUUGAGAGUUGUCUCCGCCACAAAGCAGAAAUGGUUAUCUUCGAAGCAGCUAAGGCAAUCACAGAAUUAAGCAAUGUCUCUACUCGGGAGUUGACUCCUGCCAUAACUGUUCUACAACUUUUCUUAAGUUCUUCUAAGCCAGUACUAAGGUUUGCUGCUGUCCGGACUUUGAACAAGGUAGCUAUGACACAUCCCAUGGUUGUUACAAAUUGUAAUAUAGACAUGGAAAGCUUGAUUUCGGACCAGAAUAGAAGUAUAGCAACUCUUGCCAUUACCACUCUGCUGAAAACAGGCAACGAAUCUAGUGUUGAUCGGUUGAUGAAGCAGAUCACAAAUUUCAUGUCUGAUAUUGCUGAUGAAUUCAAGAUUGUUGUUGUAGAAGCUAUAAGGUCACUGUGUCUGAAGUUCCCGCUCAAGUACAGAUCUCUGAUGAAUUUUUUAAGCAGUAUUUUGAGGGAGGAGGGUGGUUUUGAAUACAAAAAGGCAAUUGUUGAUUCAAUUGUGAUCUUAAUUAGAGAUAUUCCAGAUGCCAAAGAAAGUGGACUGCUGCACUUGUGUGAAUUUAUUGAAGAUUGUGAAUUCACAUAUCUUUCUACGCAGAUACUUCACUUUCUUGGAAAUGAGGGACCCAAGACAUCAGAUCCCAGUAAAUAUAUCCGUUAUAUUUACAACCGGGUGAUACUUGAAAAUGCUACCGUCCGAGCAAGUGCUGUCAGCACACUGGCGAAAUUUGGUGCUGUGGUUGAUUCACUGAAACCUCGUGUAUUCAUUUUGUUGAGGCGUUGCCUUUACGACAACGAUGAUGAGGUUCGAGACAGAGCUACACUGUAUUUGAACACUCUUGGAGAUGGUUCAGUUACUGAAACUGACAAAGAUGUCAAGGACUUUUUGUUUGGUCCGCUUGAUAUACCACUGGCAAAUAUGGAGACUAGUUUGAAAAAUUAUGUAUGUAAUGCUGUUUUGGUGCAAAACCCCAUGGAAGAGCCUUUUGAUAUUAAUUCUGUCCCUAAAGAUGUUAAGUCCCAGCCUCUUGCUGAAAAGAAGGCCCCAGGCAAAAAGCAGACUGGUUUGGGUGCUCCACCCCCUGCCCCCACCUCUGCAGCUGAUGCUUAUGAAAAGCUUCUCUCUGCUAUUCCUGAAUUUAGAAAUUUCGGAAAGCUUUUCAAGUCAUCACCGCCAGUGGAGCUUACAGAAGAAGAAACCGAGUAUGCAGUUAAUGUUGUCAAGCACAUAUUUGACAGCCAUGUGGUGUUUCAAUACAACUGCACAAAUACCAUACCAGAACAGCUGCUUGAAAAUGUGACCGUUAUUGUGGAUGCUUCUGAAGCUGAGGAAUUCUCUGAAGUAGGUGCAAAACCUUUAAAGUCGCUUCCAUAUGAUACACCAGCGCAAACAUUCGUGGCCUUUGAGAAACCUGAAGGAGUCCCUGCAGUCGGAAAAUUCUCGAACGUGUUGAGAUUUACUGUUAAAGAGGUCGAUCCAUCUACUGGUGAGGCCGAAGACGAUGGUGUGGAGGACGAAUACCAGCUAGAGGAUUUCGAAGUUGUGGCUGCUGAUUAUAUUCUGAAAGUUGGAGUCUCCAACUUUAAGAAUGCCUGGGAAAGCAUGGAUUCCGAGUCUGAACGUGUAGAUGAAUAUGGUCUUGGGCCUAGAGAAAGCCUUUCUGAAGCUGUAAAUGCAGUUAUCAAUCUCCUUGGCAUGCAACCCUGUGAGGGUACGGAAGUGGUCUCCAGCAACUCAAGAUCACACACAUGUUUGCUGUCGGGUGUUUACAUUGGGAAUGUGAAGGUUCUCGUGCGGUUGUCAUUUGGUAUUGACGGGUCAAAAGAGGUGGCCAUGAAGUUAGCUGUAAGAUCCGAUGAUGUGAAUGUUAGUGAUGCCAUCCACGAAAUUGUUGCUAGUGGGUAAAUUUUUCUAUUCCCCAUUUAUUUUUGUGUUUCUUGGUUGAGAGAAAAGAAAAGAAAAAAACUAUUUCUCGAUAGAUUAGUUUCUGCCUGCCAAGUUAUAUAACGGACUAGCAUUUUGGUUGCGUAAUUGAGGAAGAAGCUUGUAUGGUGGGAGAAUAUAUAUAAAUUUGUGUACUGUUGACCUAGGAGACAAAAAAAUUUUGCCUUGCUGGGGAUAUCGAUUAUAUAUUCAUUGGAUCCAAUUGUUUGUUACAAUUUUCAGACGCUCUUGAACUAACUUGAAGUUGAGACUUUCCUAAUGCACAAAGUUCUUUUCAUUUUUGUUUGCUGGCAAUGAUCAAAUGCGAACUUGGGUUUGUUUUUUGCUGAACGGCUUAAAACUUCUCACCAGUUGAAUCAACGCAUGUUUGUGCUGG
Messenger RNA from Striga asiatica, 3380 nucleotides. Lineage: Eukaryota; Viridiplantae; Streptophyta; Magnoliopsida; Lamiales; Orobanchaceae. The record is from the annotation of a GenBank genome assembly.